AUGAGUGAUGGGAAAAUACAGGUAUGUGUUUCUGACUUUGUAAAGAUUGUUUUUCAGUUGUCGGGAGAGAAUAUUAGACUUGGUGAAAAUGUGGCAAUCAUUUCUGAAGGGACUACAGGUCUGGUCACAUGGGAAGCUGCACUGCUCUUUGCAGAAUGGGCAAUGGAAAACACCGAAGUGUUUAAUUGCAGCAGGACCAUUUUGGAGUUGGGUAGUGGAGCUGGCCUCACUGGAAUUGCUAUCUGCAAGACAUGUACCCCCAAACAGUACAUAUUCAGUGACUGUCAUUCAAAUGUACUUCAUCAGCUCAGGAAAAAUAUUCUUACUAAUGGUCUCCUACUGGAUUCUGAAUCCUGGAGCUCAAAAGACUGUGAAGUACAGUUGGAGAAUAACAAUGGAUCUGAAGAAAACCAGAGACCAAAAAUCGCUGUUGUUGGACUGGAUUGGUCAGAUGUUACUCAAGAACAAGUUACAGAACUUCAACCAGAUGUCAUUAUUGCCACAGAUGUAGUUUAUGAUCCUGCGGUAUUCCUUUGCCUAGUUUCUAUACUGGAGAAAUUUCUGAUAUCUGCUGAAAAACAGGGAAGUAGUACAGUUGUGUAUCUGGCAUCGACAAUACGUAACCCAGAGACAUAUUAUCAAUUUAAAAUGGAACUUGAUAAAGUUGGAAUUGGACACCAGGUGAUUCCAGGUCCCACCAGAGCAGUGUUUUCUUACGAUAGAUGCACAAAAAUAGAGCUUCUGAAAAUACAUCAUUGAACUGAAAUGUUUGCUCAUCAUCUGACAUGAAAAUAAUUGACAGCUAUAAGAAUUAAAUAAGUUAUGUUCACAACCUAAA
Molecule: messenger RNA, 838 nt
Organism: Chiloscyllium plagiosum (whitespotted bambooshark)
Lineage: Eukaryota; Metazoa; Chordata; Chondrichthyes; Orectolobiformes; Hemiscylliidae
Source: RefSeq, a predicted model, not a curated record